AUGGACAGAAUAAAUAAAUUUUUAGAGACUAGACAGCAAAAGCAUGUAAAAACAUUGAAAUACAAAGAACAAACGUAUACAAUUACAAAAGAUGAUCUUAAGAAAGUGAGAGCAUACAAGUCCAGCAAAUGCUUAGACCCAGUUCUCAAGACCAUUCCAAACAGAAUACUGUCCAAUGAGCAAGUUCAACCAGUCAAAGAAAGAGUAAAAAGAGAUGCAUCAGGAUACUUUAAUAGAAAACUAAGAGAGCAUUAUAUAAACAAUCCACAGCCAAAAGUAACAGUAAUACCAAAGAAUCAAAUUGUAGAUAUUUGGGAAGACGAGAAUCUAAACACAUUGAAAACUUAUACACAGGAGUGGAUAUAUUCGAUAGAUACACCGUAUGAAGGCCCAGUAGAAUCACUUGAGUUCAAUAAAGGGCAUCUCGAAGAGGAACUAAGAAGGGUUUAUCUCAAGCAUUUUACCCCAAGAGAUCCUAAACAAAAGGCCUUGAAGGAUAUUUUGCCAAAGUUACCUGAUAUUGAAACUAUGAGGCCAUUCCCUGAAUUUUCAUCAUUUUCCUGGGAACUUGAAGGCAAAAAAACACUUUUCAACUCAACCAUCUGUGCAAUUAAUGAAAAAAACGUUGUGUUACUAGAUUUGAAAUACAAUAAGGUACUCUUUAACUACAACUUUGAAGAGAAUAUUUACAAAGCAGCACUGUGUGGGCAUAUUUUUAUAGUCUCAUCUAAAAACAGUAUUUACCUGACAAAGCUCGGAGAACAUGUGCAACCAACCAAAACAAUUCAUUCUCAUAUGGCAAUAAAGGAUAUAUACAUUGAUAGUUCUUUUAUAGGAUAUCUCACAUCAAAGUCCAUCCAUCUUCACCACAGCACCUCGUAUGAAGAAAUCAAAAUUUUAAAACUAAAGGGAGAUACUCCGCAUACAAUGACAAUCAGCGAAGAUGCGGUAUAUGCAUCUACACAUAAAGGAAUAAUGGUGGAGUCUAUUGAGAGAAGUGAGAUUAAGAAUCUGGGAUAUGUCAUUGAUUUUGAAAUAUAUAAUAAGCAUAUCUAUGCAAUCAAUAAUGUUGGAAGACUGGUAAUUGUGAAUGAAAGUCUAAAAGUUGUUGGAAGUACAGUUCAAAACGACAUUGGUUCACAAAUCAAAAUCCAUCCAGCUUAUGGUUUGAUUGCAAUAAUCUUUUCUAAUGAAAUUUGCAUUUAUAAAAUACUUGAAAACCAAUGCAUUCCAAUUAAUACAAUAUCUGGUGUAUUUAAAGCCAUCAGCUGGGAUACAGAAAUGCCAUGGCUGUAUGUAGCAUAUAAAAACAAGAUAGAAUUGUUCACUUAA
Messenger RNA from Vittaforma corneae ATCC 50505, 1332 nucleotides. RefSeq lists its product as uncharacterized. The transcript has a single exon. Bases 1 to 1332 code for a protein of 443 amino acids. The record is from RefSeq and is a predicted model, not a curated record. Lineage: Eukaryota; Fungi; Microsporidia; Nosematidae.